AUGAAUGCUAUUCGUGUACAAAUACAUUUAAAAUAUAUAUUUGAUGAUAAUUCAUCAAAAAAAUUUCAUAAUUUUUGGUAUGCUUUUGAACCAUCGAAAUUAUUAACUAUUAAUGAUAUAAUUGAAGAUAUUCGAUUAAAUUAUUUAAAAAAUCAUAUAUCUUUAUCAAUAGAAGAAAAAGAUGAACAAACAUUUAUUUUUAAUCUUAAUGAUUAUCAAUUAUUACCAUUUACUUCUAGUCAAAUUUUACGUGAUAAUGAUCAACUUACUCUUAUGUCAUUAAAAACAAACAGUUUACAUAAGAAAUCAUUGCAAGACUCAAUUAAUUUUAAUUUGUCUUCAUCAAUUCCUAUUGAACCACCACAAAUUUUAUCUGAAAACAAUAAUAAACGACAACGUAUUGAAUCUGUUGAACAAAAUAUUCCAUCAGAAUCAACAAUAACAAUUACAAAAUCUAUUGAAAAUAUCGAUGAACAAUCAUGUAAAAAGAAAAUAAAAACUAAAUCAACUGAAAAUCAAGUUAUUGUUCCAUCAAUAAUUCAAUCUACACCUGAACCACCAGUAGUCCAACCAACACUCACACCUUUAAAAGAGCCCAUUUUUGUAAAAGAAAUUACUUCAGAACCACCAUUAUCACUUCCAUCAACAAAUGUUCGUAUUCGAGAAUUAAGAUCAAAGACACCAACAUGGAAAUCACAAACACUACCAGUCAAAGACAAUGCACAAGACAAGAUGCAUAUUCGAUUCGAUUCUGAUAGUGAUGAAGAAUUAUUAUCACAAACACAAACUACUAAUGAAGAGAAUAAACAAACAGAAAAAUUAAGUGUCGUCAAUGAUAUUAAUAGUUCAAUUCGUAUAGAUACUAUUCCAACAACAAUAUCAACAGAUAUAACUCAAACAAAACCUACGAAAAAAACUAUUGAUCUUCUUUUUGAAAUGAAACAACAUAAAACUCUUCAUGAAAGACAAGCAAAACAAAUUCAACAACAAUUUGGUAGAAAACGUGCACAACAUAAAAAACGAGCAUUAGAUUAUUUUUCAAUGGCAAAUUUUGUUGAUCAAGCAUUUGGCCUUGAUAAAAGUGAACUUAUAAAACAGAUAUCACCCAAUGGAUAUCAUUCAUCAUCUUCUACUCCACAAACUUUACCAACAUCAUUUAAUAAAUUAGCUCGAUUACCACUUGUUGCUGAAGCUAUUGAAAACUAUGAUAAAAUAUAUGAUCUUUAUCCACCAAUUACACAAUGUCCAUCAAUUCAAACACGUAUUGCUUUUAAAUUACUUGAAUUAGGUGAAGAUUUUUGUCCAAAAAUGUCAACAUUUAAAGAAGGACUAGUAGUUGAUGUUAAUCAAACUACCGGUGAAUUAACUAUUCAAUUGGAUAAUCCAUUUCAAACAGUUUUUGAUCAACCAUCAAAAUUCUAUGCACCAACAGAAGAACAAUCAGAAGAAAGUUUAACAACAGUUGUUCUACCAUUUUCUGAUCUCAAUUCAGUUCGAUUAUUGUCAACAUCGAAUAAGGAUAUUACAAUAUAA
Molecule: messenger RNA, 1533 nt
Organism: Rotaria sordida
Lineage: Eukaryota; Metazoa; Rotifera; Eurotatoria; Philodinida; Philodinidae
Source: the annotation of a GenBank genome assembly